UGUUAAAGAAAAAAAUCGCCAGGAACUGAUACUGAACUGAAAUUAUUUUGCGUGCAUUCUCUAUCCUCUUUCUAUUUUUUUUCCUUUAAAGUAUACUGAAUAUUAUUUAAUUAAUUAAUUAGCAUGGCUAAUAUCGCAGCGAAACGCAUCAAAAGAGAGUUCAAAGAAGUGAUGAACAGUGAAGAGGUAGCUGGAGGAUACAUCAAGCUGGCGCUAGUGAACGACAGUUGGACAGAACUCCAGGGAACGAUAGUAGGACCUCCCGACACGCCGUAUGAAGGCGGCACAUUUCAGUUAGAAAUCAAAGUUCCUGAGACUUAUCCAUUCAAUCCACCCAAGAUCCGCUUCGUGACCAAGAUCUGGCACCCAAACGUGUCGUCGGUGACGGGCGCCAUUUGCCUGGACAUCCUCAAGGACCAGUGGGCGGCGGCGCUGACGCUGCGCACCGUGCUACUGUCUAUACAAGCGCUGCUCUCCGCCGCCGAGGCCGGGGACCCCCAGGACGCGGUGGUGGCGAAGCAGUACCGCGAGAGCCAACAGCUCUUCCUGCUCACAGCCCGCCACUGGACCAAUGUCUACGCUGGGGGUCCCUCCGCCAUCUGGGAGUUUGACCAGAAGGUCCAGCGCCUCCUUGACAUGGGCAUCGACGAGCAUGAGGCGAGAGUCGCACUGUCUCACUACGACUGGGAGCUGGAACGGGCCACAGAACAACUCUUCAGUUAGUCUUUUCAAUAUGUUCAGUUUCCUCGGUCAUUUAUGCUACUAUCUGUUUUGCGUCUGCCACUCUAGCUCUUCGUUCAUUGCUGAUUACUUUGCUGCGUAAUAAUCGGAUUUAAUUAACGAAUUUAUUUACCAAUUAUUGGACUCGCAAGAUGCAUGGGGUCGCAUAAAUGUUUGUAAAAAAAAAUAGAUAUUAAACUAAUUAAAAAGACAUGGACACACAUGAAAAUAUCCACCGCUAAACUGAUCUGCCAAUAGAAAUUAAUUAUGUGCUCGACUAGGCUAGGUUUAGUGGAUACUUGAAAUUUUACACAUUCAUAUGAUGAAUGGGAUAUAUAUAUUGUGUUAAAUUUAUUUUAAUUUAUGAAGGACAAAAUAUUUAUUUAUCAUGUUUAAUUCUCAAUAUAAUAAUAACAUAUACUUUAUAAUCUGACAAUAUAGAUCAAUCAAUACAAUGUGAAUAAUUAAUUAUAAUCAACUGGAUUUUUGAUAAGGGAAUGGAAUGGGACACUUGACAAAAUUAUGAAGGAAAAUUUGCAUAUGUGGAUAUACAUAAUUAAGUCAUUUUGGAUUUGUUAUUUUGUGUUUUAAAAAUUGUUUUUGGGCGUUACUAUGCCUUCCAGACAAAACGUAGAAUAUUUUAUGGCUAAGAAAUUCAUAUUUGUAUAAUUGUAUCUGAAAAAGGAAUGGUUCAAAUUGCAUGACAAGUUUAAGAAAUCAAUGGGUUAAUUACUUAUUAAUUGAGUAACAUCCAUAUUUAUUAUCUCCAAGAAAUUCAACACUAUUGGCGGAUCGAUAUAUACUCCGCGCCACAAAACAAGUCCCAUAGACGCGGCGCUAAUGCCUUAAUGACGCUCAUUGUCAGUUGGCGUAUUCGCCUCUGCUGAGUACGAGUCUCCUCUCGGGUAUAUACAGAUGAAAUAGAUUUAUAACGCAACGUCCAUCACAUAUUUAAAAGUAUGUAUUGUAAAUACAUGUACAUUCAAAUCACAAUUAGGGGGUUAAUUUUUAAAUUAAUUUAUUCAAUAGUUUACAUUAUUAUAUUAAUGAAAAUGUCAAUGCCAAAAAAGGAAUUAAUUUAAUGGCGGUCUAAUUGACAUUUUUCUAUGACGCUGUAAAUUUUAGUUCAGGUUUUAGCCAAUAUUCAUAGUCAAUUAUAAAAAAUUUAGUUGUCUCUUCAAUGAUAUCUAAAAUUUUAAUGUUGACAAAAAAAAAUGUUUUUUAUUAUUAUCAUUUAUUUACAUUUGGUUAACUUGUUUUAUUUUAAAUGAAAUCGAAAUAUUUUAAGUUUUGACUGUAGGACCCUGGUGAUCAAUGAACCAUCUCCUUUAUUAGAAAUAUUUAUCUAUUUAUUUAAUUAUUCUACUGAUUGUUCUGCAAAAUGUGUAUAUGUACAAUAGCAUGCAAACUUUAUGACGGUAAGCUGCACAAUUCAAGAUUUUAGAUAUCAGCGGUAACGUAGUCCGGCGGUAUCACCCCGCGCGUGCCUUUCUCACACACGCAGUCGCUUCGCGCGUCGUGACUUCUGUGGUGUGCACAAACAUUUUAACUAGGGUAUGCAUUACUAUAUGCACCUACAAAUCGUACUAAGUGGAAAAUUCAUCGCAUUGCAGCUGAUUUUAGACGUCAUAAAGAUUGCAUAUAACUAUAUCAAUAAUCCACCAGAAAGGUUACAUCACAUUCAUUAAUACCCACAUUGGACACAUUACUGGAUGUUAAAGUUUGGAAGCUUAAUAUUAAACCUAUUUCCUUUCAUUUGUAUUAUAUAUACAGCCCAUAUUCGGCUCACUGCUGAGCGCGAGUCACCUCUCAGAUGAAAUAGUAGUAUUUAUUAAUUAUUUAUAACUCUAACGUCCAUCACAUAUAUAAAAGUAUGUAUUGUAAAUACGGGUACAUUAAAAUCACAAUUAGGGGGUUAAUUUUUUAAUUAAUUUAUUGUUUACAUAAAUUGUAUUAUAGUAAUGAAAUUUAAAUGCCAAAAGAGAAAUUUUAAAGAAAUGAAUUUAAGAAAUGAAUUUAGAUUAAAAUCAUUGUCACUAAAUACAGGCUAUUUUGCGUUUCGUGUGACGUAAUUUUUAGGGUCAUGACUUUUUACGUUCUUGGUUAUAUUAUUAUACUAGUGACUUUGUCCGCGUUGAAUUAAUUUUUUCACAAAUCCCGCUGGAACCAUGGAUUUUAUCGGGAUGAAAAGUAUAUGUGUUAAUUCAGAGUAAUAGUACAUUGGCCGGCAAAGAGAGGCGUUGUGAAUGUGGGCCGAUGCGAAGCCGAGGCAUAAAUACGUAAGUCCAUCAAUGCCUAGUUGCGGCCAAGGCUUGUAUAGUACUUUUCUCAAAUAAUACGCGGACACCAAAAAAAUUUUGCUUUUGAAUAUUGCAAUAUGGGUAUGAAAUUCAAGGGCUUAUCAAGAGGAUUUCGAAAUGGUAUAUCAUGACCAUAUUAAAAAAACCUACAAUUAGAAAAACGUUAUUUAUUAAUCGCUAUAAAAAAUACGCCAGGCGGUUGACUAGGUGCAAGCAGGUUAGGCAGUCGGGUUUUUAAUUUUUUUAAUUAUUAAUUUGUAUUAUUUGAUUACUCCUUAGUGUUAUUUCUUAUGUAAUUUUAUAGUAUGCUUUAUAGUAGAAGAGCCGAAGAGGGGAUUUUUGCAGUUACUCGAGCGCGGCAGAUAAACAUAAGGGACUACCUUACACUUUGUCGAGUACCUCCACCGAGUAUGAGCCCUUAAUAUUGGUGGGUACGUUUAGGGUAACCAAAAAAAAAAACUAACUUCAUAAAUACUCGACCAGCACGUCAGAUUAAGAUAAGGUAGGUGAGUUGAUAGCUAAAAACUGCACAUUUCGAAAAUCUGACGAUUUGAGCGUAACGUAAUGGAAUGGGAGGGUUUCAAAGUUACAAAAUUAAACCCUUAUAUUUUAGUGCUCGAGGUACGAGUGCGAUUAUUUUUUUUACUUAUUUUUAAGGAAAUAAUAUCCUAAUUAAUCGCUAAAAUUUUCUUACGAUUUCAGUAAGCCAAAGUAAUAAAAAUUGUUUUUAAAGUCUGUAGUUUUUUUUUCCACCGCUAAAAGCGGAAAAAGUGAAUAACCAUUUAUUGUUCCUAUAAUUUAAUCUACCAAAUGUAAUCGGUCUCAAUGACGCUCGAGUAACUGCAAAUUAAGCAUCCCGGGCUCCCCUACUAUUAGUAAUGUCGAUGAAUUACGAACCGACUAGUGUGUAGCUACUAAGUAGCCAACUUUAGCUCCAGCAAUAGAAGACCAGUGGGUUAUUGAUGUGUAUUUAAUUAUUAAUUUAUUAAUGUAUUUUCAUCAACUUAACUUGUUUUAUCUGUUAUAAUCGAUAGAUAAAUUAUUAUGCAUGUGGAAAGUUAUAUUACCAAUGUUGGAAAGUUUGUAAUCGAACAAUCAAUUUGAAUGUGCAUGAAAUUCUUAUUUUACAAUAAUUUUAAAUUGUUAUGUGUGUUUAGAAAAUGUUAUUGAUCAAUGUAAUGAUGUUUUACAAAACAAUAUUUCUUUAAAUUUGAAAUUCUGAAAUGUAAAUAUUGUGAUUUAUCUGGAAUUAGUUAACUAGUUAAAAUGUUAUUAAAAUAAUUCACUGUAGGCAUUCUGCAGAUUGUAUGUUCUGAAUUCAGAUAAACGAUGGUUUAUCUGAAUUCUAUGUGAUGACAUAGAUUGGCAUUUCAUUCAGGCAGCAUUAAGGCAGUUUCUCAAACUAAUUUGUUCGCUAUGAAAUCACCUUGAUUGAUUUUCCAUAAAUUGUACUACAACUUGGGAAAUUCGUCCAUUUAAGUACCUAAAUUUUUUAUUGUAACUUAAUCAUUCAUCAUCAUUAUUAACCCAUAUUCGACUCACUGCUGAACCCGAGUCUCCUCUCAGAAUGAGAGGGGUUAGGCCAAUAGUCCACCACGCUGGGCCAAUGCGGAUUGACAGACUUCACACACGCAGAAUUCUCUGGUAUGCAGGUUUCCUCACGAUGUUUUCCUUCACCGUUUGAGACACGUGAUUUAAUUUCUUAAAAUGCACUCAACUGAAAAGUUCGAGGUGCAUGCCCCGGACCGGAUUCGAACCCACGCCCUCCGGAAUCGGAGGCAGAGGUCAUAUCCACUGGGCUAUCACUUGGCAAUAAUAAUAAUAUAGUAAAUAUGUAGCUGGGCGAUUUGUUUUUCAUGCGCGAUUCUUUUGCCUUUGUAAUAGUCUGGCAAGUUCGUUGAUGACACUCCCAUGAUAUGCGGGCGACGGGGGGAAAGUCUGCGUGCGGGGAAGUAAGGUGCAUCAGUCGUCGGUUUCUCUUUCAUCGCUACACGCCCCUCGGCCCGCGCGGCCCAUCGGGAGUGUUACGAACGAAGUUGCCUCGCUAUAAGUACAGUCUCCUGCAAAUUAUCGCUUCACAUGUACUUUAGUGCAAUUUAUUUGAGUGAUUAUUAAAUGUAAGGAAAAUGACCUUGUAAAUAGUAUCCAAGGCUCCUCGACACCUGCAGCUGAGUCCACCUUUGUAUCAUUCUAUGUGUCCUAUCACUGGAUACGUAGCCUCGGAGUUUUUUGUGGCUCCACACAGAAAUCUCGUGUAGAGAAAAAUACAUAGUCGACAAAUAGCGGCUGUAUUGGAUAUCUCUCUCUCUCUUGUGCGAUGGUAAGAAAGAGAUCGAUAUUUUUGGUUAGCCGCUAUUGGUCGACAACAUGUCAUUUUGUCCUCGCGAAAUAUGUCAUAAUAAAUAAUAAUGAUACUUCGUCGGACCGGUGAAUGGAACAAAUAAGUAUUGCAACAAUAUUUCACUAAGAACUUUGAUACAAUUUGAGUUUUGACUGUAUCUUUCUCUCGUUUUUUUAUUGCAAAAACCGCUCCUAUCGUUAACGUACCUAUACAAAUAUUGUAUUCCUCACUUUGUGUAUAUACAAUAUACAUUAUAUAUGUAGGUAUCUAUAUGUAAAUCUUUGUAAGACUAUCUAGUACAAUGCUCGCCACGGAUCUUUAUAUUUGUGAAGUUAGCUGCGGAAUGAGUAUGCGCCACUCACCGCCCGCGCCGUUUGUACCAUUGCGCAGUCAUUUGAUGCUAACUUCACAAACACAGAUCCGUGGCGAGCACUGUAUAUUGACAUGAAGUCGCGGUCAGUGUGCCUAGUGGGAGUAUUCAAUGUUUUCUAACUGUUACUAUCGCGUUAACGUAAAUGCAAAUUUAUAUGGAAUCGAAACAGUUGUGCAGUAGUGCCACUAGAUGGCGCUGUUUCAAUUCCUUAGAAAUUCGCGUUUACGUUACGUGACAGUAACAGUAUCAAACUGCCACUAGGCCCUCUGUAAUCUGAUUACAUACCUACUCAUAUUUUUCGUAUAGUGCAACCAGUGGCGUAGCGUGCCUUGGAGGGGCCCUGUAUCAAAAUUAGUUGGUUGGCCCCAAAUGAAGGGUAACGAAUACUCACAAAAAACGGGUUUGUUUACUUUGUCAUUUCUAAAGUGUAAACUACAGUAUUUUUUACAGCACUAGAUUAAGUAAAAUCUUUUACAAGUGAAGGGGGUAGUCAGGGGUCCCCGUAUCAUUGAUACGGCUGAUACGGCGGUAGCUACGCCCCUGAGUGCAAUAAAGAAUGGUUCAUGGUUUGCACGCGGACUAAGCCGCGGUAAGACGCUAUACUGACUAUAUACAGGAUGCUCGGGAGUUUUCCCAUAACAUCAAGGUGUUGACAAGUCCCGAACGUAUAGGUGCCGAACUGCCAUAACAAAUGUUUUUUGUAACUUAAAAAAAAUCUUUUUUCAUUUUCAUAAAAAGUAAUUCUAAUAAUUCCGACUAUCCAUGGAACACACGCCUUUAUCUAUCCUUGCAUUUUAAAAUACGUAAUCGUAGUGGUGAGACUGUUGAUAUCGACGAGAUAUUGCAACAGGCGCUGCGCACUUCACUAGUAAUGAAUAAGUUUGGCUAGGUCAUAAUAUAAGGAUGCGAUUUAUGGGACGCAAUUUAAGAUCUAUUUUCAAAAGAAAUCAUUUUAGAACACAUGUUCCUUAGACAUUUUUAAUUAAUUUUUCUAUACCCUAUAGUUACGGGAAAUACUCCCGAACACCCUGUAUAGAAAGCUUAAAGGAAACGGUGCACAUGCAAUAAAUAAAGCAAUAAAAUUCUGUAAUUGAAAUGUUAGUGAUAGUUGUUAACAUGAUGUUUUUAUACAAUUAUGAGUAUGCGUAGUUAUGAUCUUACAUUGUAAUUAAAAUUUACGAAUAAAUGUAACUUCUAGCGCCCGUUGUUUCAUAAUAUUUUAAAUAUGUAAUAUUUUUGAUACAAUACUUGAAAAAUAAAAAAAAAGCAUACGAGACAUGUAUUCUACUGGAUAAAACUUCACUGUUGGACCGUUUAUAAACGUUCGAGCUUCCGAUGAGAUCUCUGUACUGGGGCGCCGGACGAUGUUAAGCGGCCGGUGGAUUCUGUCUCAAUUUAGUGAUUAUAUCUUUAGGUUACUGUAAAGAAUUUCUGAUGUCAUCUUUUAAAAGGUAAUUAAAGGUAAAAAAUUA
Bicyclus anynana (squinting bush brown) is the source of this 7206-nucleotide messenger RNA. RefSeq names its product ubiquitin-conjugating enzyme E2-22 kDa (gene Ubc4). Bases 124 to 723 code for a protein of 199 amino acids. The record is from RefSeq and is a predicted model, not a curated record. The transcript is spliced from 3 exons. NCBI's taxonomy places the organism in Eukaryota, Metazoa, Arthropoda, Insecta, Lepidoptera, Nymphalidae. Gene Ontology annotation, molecular function: protein binding.